UCACUCUUGGAUUGCGGACUGUCCUUGAAAGCAGCACACGAGGAACGCUUACUUUAGUGACAGGGAGUUUUUUUCCACCCCGGUGUGACAGACGUACCCUGCACUGAUGUAAACAAAACUUUAUGAUGGCAACGACGACUUGUUUAGUGUAAAAAUGGUUCAUCUACCUGCAGACGGCCAGUAGUCCAUGACAAACAUUGGCUUAACUUUGCGCGUCCGAGCUUAACCGACAUGGGGGCGCGGUUGUCCCGAAGCGGCAGCAGCCUGUCGCUGCUACCGGAGAAGCAGCGUUCUGGGCGUCGAGAGCAGUACAGAAACGCCGAUAAUGACUCUUUGGACGGACUCGACAGACGGGAGGACAUAGCGCAGUUCCCCUACGUGGAAUUCACCGGCAGGGACAGCAUAACGUGCCCGACAUGUCAAGGCAGUGGACGCAUUCCCUCAGAUCAAGUGAAUGAACUGGUUGCAUUGAUCCCAUACAACGACCAAAGAUUGCAGCCUCAGAGAACGAAGCUGUAUGUGGUCCUGUCGGUUGUUUUGUGCCUCCUGGUGUCUCUGCUUGUGGCCUUCUUCCUUUUCCCUCGACCAGUAGUGGUGGUGGAUGGUGGGAUACGCUCAGUUAUUGUGCACUUCGACAACCCCAAUUCAAAGGUUCUGAUGAACAUGACGAGCACGCUGAACUUUCGCAACCCAAACUUCUUCUCAGUGCUGGUGCAGAGUGUAAGCUGCCAGGUCCUUUACAUGAAGACUGUGAUUGGAACCGGACAGCUGGACAAUGUCACCACCAUCCUGCCACUCAGUCAAAGUCAGGUGAACUUCACAGUCAGUGUGGAGAUUGGCAGCAGUGCACCCUACGUCUAUGCCUUUUGCACCAUGCCUACCAUCAAGGUCCACAACAUUGUCGUAUUAAUGCAAACGUCAGUGAAAACCUCGUACAUGGUGAGAACGUCCCAGAACAGCCUCGAAGCCUAUCGCUACAUAGACUGCGGUUCGAAUUCCACAUACCACCACUAAGCCAAGUAUCACACGGACCUCUCCUCUACCCACUGAUCGGCCACAUCGUUUAGCCCCAUUUGUUGAGUGUAGAAGUCUGAGAAGCAUGUUACAACUUGGGCCAAGUGUCUGGAGGAGAAAAGUAUCAGUGUUAACUUGCUGUCAAUAGCUAGCUGCUCUUUUUUCAAAGCUUAGGCAGAUUUGGUUAGAUUCAGUUGCUGUUAACAGCUUUUUCUGAGCAUGCAAUACUGUAUGAGGCAGCCUGGAGACAAAAGGACAGUUGUGUUGCUUUUGCUGCGACCGGCUGAACAAUGCACUUGUUCUAAGGAUGCGUCACACGUUCCUCUUGCGUAAUCCAAGAGGCAAAUUGAAUAAGUCCGUGCCAAUAAGCUCCUUAUAGCCAAAUGAUGGAGAAGGGACUAUCAACCAUUAUUUUUAAGGAGAAUGGUUGACAUUCCUAACUAACAAAGGAGACAUGGCCUUUUUGCCAAAAUGUAUGAAUUGUAUUAAGUAUCAAUGCAGGACUCUGUUUGCUGCUGCUGCCGUUUUAACACCAAGAUGGAAAUAUUUGACACAGCCUGAAUAAUGUUUGGCACAGUUACACAAUUGACAGCUGUAAUUUCUGUAAAAAUGAAAAGAAAGGAAUUGACCCAUUUGUAUUUUGGGUUUAACACAAGGGACAAUAUUGUGUUCUUGUGCCCUGAAGACAUAUUGUUGAACCCUGUUUUUGCUUUGAUGUUGAACAAUUUCUAAAGUUGGCAUUUGCACAUUUAAAUUAUCAGGUUUUUAAUGAAAUAAUCAGUAUUUAUAUAGUAAGUAUUUCUCUACGGUUAUGAUCCCAGUUCAUACAGAGGGAAAACUGUUCUCAGAUUAGUUUUAGAUCACUCUGAGGUGGAACUACUGAUUCUCUAGUUGGUCAUUUACAGUUUGUGAAACGACCACCCACCUACCUCAUCUACUACCAGCUAUUAAUCAUCUGGAUUUGCGGCAUGCUUUUCAUAAUGUGAGCAUUAAGCAUUUUAGGUCCUCUCUUGUCUCAGGGCCUGUUGGUUGGUAAAGGUUGACUGAUUUAUUGAGUGUUCCUAUGACUUCAGUAUCUCCUGCAUACCUUUUGUCACGAGGAAGCAGGUAAACCUUUCUUAAGGGACACUUGUUUGUAAAUGUAAGAAUGAAAGCUUUUACAAUUUUUAAAAAAUAUUUUUGUGCUUGAUUCUAUAUCAAAAAUAUGUAUAAAGGUAUUUGUGAAUAAAAAAAACAUGUACAUUA
This is a messenger RNA of Betta splendens (Siamese fighting fish), 2259 nucleotides long. RefSeq names its product transmembrane protein 106C (gene tmem106c). The transcript has 8 exons. NCBI's taxonomy places the organism in Eukaryota, Metazoa, Chordata, Actinopteri, Anabantiformes, Osphronemidae. The coding region runs from base 232 to 1014 and encodes 260 amino acids. The record is from RefSeq and is a predicted model, not a curated record.